UCCUGUCAUGUGUGCGAUUCUCUUUCUUUGAUUUCCUGUUCGCGAGAAGGAGGCGGAUAAAUCUGGCGAGUCAAAGCUGCCGCGUCGUAUCGCUUUUAGAUCGUCAAAAACAUCCACGCGUGCAUUUUCCAUUCUCGCGGAGCACCACCUGGAGCCUGUCCCAGUCCUUUCCAAUUUCUUUAAUCAUAAUUAAGGAGUUCAUAAAGCAGGUGUGUGAUUUUGACUCAGAUGCAAAUGCACGUUUCCGUGUAAAGGAAGGAGCACCUUUUAACCUGUAGCGCUAGCUGCAAGCAGCUAUAUAAAGAAUGCUAACAAAAUGCUGCCCAUCUUAGACAUGAUUUGAACAAAAGGGAUAAAAGAGUUAAUAACACCAAAAAAAGAGGUGGAGUUAACAAGUGAUGCUGCAUUUCUGGAGUGUUGAACUACAGUAAAAAGAUGAAUGUGCGCUUGGUGCAAACGCUGCGGGCCGUGUCGCUGUUGUGGUGGUGCCUGCGCUCACCGGGGGCGCACGGCCAGUGCGACGAGCCCUCCGAGUCGUCCAAAGUCAACCUCUCGUCGGACCACCGUCUACCGACGUUCGUCGCCGACUUCCCGGUCCAGAACAUGGUGACCCUCGACGGCGUUGUCUACGUGGGCGCCGUCAACCGGAUCUACGCGCUGGCGCCCAACCUCACCAAAUUGUCAGAGUAUCGCACGGGGCCGCUGUUCGGCAACGAGACUUGCGGGUACGGCGGCGGCGGCGACAGCGGUCAGUUGGACAACCACAAUUUAGCCCUGGUGGUGGAGAAGAUGUAUGACAAAGGCUUGUAUAGCUGCGGCUCGGCGGACAACGGCGUCUGCCGCCGCCACGUGUUGGACGACGACGUCAGCCCCAAGACGGUGGACGAGGAGGUGUACUGCUUCGCCGACAAGGUGGGGCCGGGCAGGGGGACGGCGGCCGACGCCGACGUGGUGGUCGGCGCUUCGGGCUCACGGGUGCUCAGCGUGGAGAGCAACGUCAUCCUGUUCUUCGCGGGCAACUCGGAGAUUCCCGGUUCGGGGAGUGCGUCCGAGGCCGCCGCGACCCGACCUCACACCCUGUCCCUGAGGAAGAUGAAGACCAGCCAGGACGGGUUCACCUUCUUCUCGGCCCUGUCCCACAUGGAUCUGAUCCCGUCGCUGCGCGGGAAAUACUACCUGCGCUACGUCCACUCCUUCCACAGCGGGCCUUUCACGUACUUCCUGACGGUGCAGCAGGUGAGCCGGCACUCGCAGUCUUUCCACACGCGGAUCGCGCGGAUGUGCUCUUCGGAUCUGGUCAUCCGCCGCUACGUGGAGCUGCCGCUGGAGUGCAUCAGCACCGACAAGCGCCGGCGACGCUCGGUUGAGGACGUCAAGGUGUUCAACCUGCUGCAGGCGGCGCACGUGACCAAAGUGGGCGACGACGUGAAGCUGCAGCGCCACCUGAAGGUGGAGGAGGACGACGACGUGCUCUUCGCCGCCUUCGCCCGCGGCAAGCCCGACUCGAGCGAGCCCACCGCCAACUCGGCCGUGUGCGUCAUGAGCGUCAAGCACCUGAACAGGAUGUUCCGGAUGUACAUGGAGAAGUGCAACACGGUGGACCCGUACCAUUUCACCGGCUCCGACGGCAGGGCCUGCUACAACGUGAGCUCGUCGGACGAGUGCGACCCGCACGAGGGCAUCCAUGAGGGGAAGGAGGGCAAGUACCGCCUGCAGGUGACCCAGUUCGUGCAGCGUCUGGAGUACUGGCACAAAGAUCUCACCGGCACCCUAGUGACCUCCAUCAAGGUGCUGCCUGUCAACGGGCACGCUGUUGCUUUCCUGGGCACCGCCGAUGGACGCCUCAUUCAGGUUCGCUUCUCCCGCUUGGCAUCGCCGCACGUCAACCUGCGCUUGGACUCGCGACCCGUCACGUCCUCGGUGGCGCUGCUCGACGGCCAGGACGGCGGCGCCCUGCUGCUGGCGACCGGGAACAAGAUCACCAAAGUUCCCCUGAUUGGCCCGGGCUGCAGUCAGCUGACGACCUGCACUUCCUGUCUGCUGUCGUCGGCGGUGACCGAAUGCGGCUGGUGCGACGGGCGAUGUACCCGAGCCCACCAGUGCCCCGCGCCCUCCAUCUGGACACAGGACUACUGCACGCCCGUCGUCACCAAGGUGUCUCCGUCGUCCGGGCCCCUUCGGGGCACCACCGUGGUGACCGUUUGCGGGCGCAACUUCGGCUUCGACCGCACCGAAAGCUUCAAGGCGUCGCUGGUGAGCGUGGAGCUGGCCGGCACCCCCUGCAAACUUCCCAGACAGGACAACCUGAACAGGUGGACUGAGAUGCAGUGUUCCCCCGUCGUCGCUGGGAACUUCACCCAGUCGGGGCACGCCAUCAAGGUCACCAGUGGGCACGAGGUCGCGCACAUGGAGGGCGCCUUCACCUUUGUGGAUCCGGUGAUCGACAAGAUCUUCCCGACGUUUGGGCCCAAGUCCGGCGGCACCAUGUUGACCAUCACGGGCUCUUUCCUGGACACGGGGAACAAACAAGAGAUCACCGUGGGAAAUGUUGCCUGUAAAAUCCAGAGUUUGUCAUCGUCCAUGGUGACCUGCAAGACACCGCCGCACGCGGUCCCGUCGGCGCAGCCUGUCAAACUCACGGUGGACUCGGUAGAGCGCCAGGCAGUCUCCCGCUUCACCUACAACCAGGACCCCCUCAUCAACAGUAUCCAGCCGUCGCGUUCCUUCAUCAGUGGGGGCUGCACGCUGUCGGCUCACGGCUUCUUCCUGCAUUCGGGCCUCCAGCCUGAAAUGGUCCUCACCACCGGACAAGAUGCUGUCGUCUUCCACGUGAGUUGCGUGUAUGGCGAGAACCGCACCUCCAUCCAGUGCACCACGCCCUCCCUUGCCAAACUGGCCCUGCCGCCCCCGGUGGUCACCAAAGUGGCGUUCAUCCUGGACGGGUACUCCACCGACCAGUGGGACCUGAUCUACGUGGAGGACCCCCUAUUCCAGGACCCCAAGCUCACGUCCAAGGACAACAAGAGCGUCGUGGAGCUCAAGGUGAGACCUCGUCAGGGCGACCACAUGGACCGGGAGGCGAUGAAGUGCCAGGUGCUGACCGUGUCCAACCGCAGCUGCGAGAGCCUCACGCUGGUGGGCAACACGCUGGAGUGCACCGUCCCCAACGAGCUGCAGGCGGCCACCGCCAAGGGGCUGCAGGUGGAGUGGCGACAGGCCGAUUCCAUCCGCCACCUUGGCAAGGUGACGCUGGCGCAGGAACAGGACUACACGGGUCUGGUGGUGGGUUGUGUGCUGGUCAGCCUCCUCCUGCUGAUGCUCGCCACGCUGCUCAUGUGGCGCAGGAACAAGCACAUUGACGAUCUGUCUGAGGUGUGGUACGACGGCCGCGGUGACAUUCAGCAUCUGGACAGGCUUGCUAGCGCCAGGGGUGUCAGCCCCACGAACGAAAUGGUGUCUCACGAGUCUGUGGACUACAGAAGUACGCUGCUGGAGGACCAGAACACAGAGCGACCCGAGACCUGCCGGGCGGUUCCCAUCCUGUACGGGUCCGGCCGGGAGCUGCUAUCUCCCCGUAUGGGGGCCCUGACCCGCGGAUUUGGGAUAGAAAGCGAACUGGUGUCGCCGCUGCUGAUGGCGCCGGUCCACAUCGACCUGAACUGUCUCCAUCCGGACCUCCUGAGCGAGGUCCAGCACGUGGUGAUCGCCCGGGACAGACUCCUGCUGCACCUCAACCAAGUCAUCGGGAGAGGUCACUUUGGAUGCGUCUUCCACGGAACUUUGCUGGAGCCAAACGGUCAGAACCAACACUGCGCCAUCAAGUCUCUCAACCGCAUCACGGACUUGGAGGAGGUGACCCAGUUCCUGAAGGAGGGCAUCAUCAUGAAGGAUUUCAGCCACGCCAACGUGCUGUCGCUGCUGGGCAUCUGCCUGCCGCCUGAGGGAUCGCCGCUGAUGGUUCUGCCCUACAUGAAGCACGGAGACCUGCGCAACUUCAUCCGCGACGAGGGACACAACCCGACGGUGAAGGACUUGAUGGGUUUCGGGCUGCAGGUGGCCCGAGGGAUGGAGUAUCUGGCCAGCAAGAAAUUUGUUCACAGGGACCUGGCGGCCCGGAACUGCAUGCUGGACGAGAGCUACACGGUGAAGGUGGCCGACUUCGGGCUGGCGCGCGACGUCUACGACAAAGAGUACUACAGCGUCCACAACAAGAGCGGCGUCAAGCUGCCCGUCAAGUGGAUGGCGCUGGAGAGCCUGCAAACGCACAAGUUCACUGCCAAGUCCGACGUGUGGUCGUUUGGCGUUUUGCUCUGGGAGCUGAUGACCCGCGGGGCGCCGCCCUACUCCGACGUCAAUUCCUUCGACAUCACCGUCUUCCUGCUGCAGGGCCGCCGCUUGCUCCAGCCCGAGUUCUGCCCCGACUCCCUCUACACGGUGAUGGUGGAGUGCUGGCACCCGAAGCCGGAGCGUCGCCCGUCCUUCUCCGACCUGGUGUCCAGCAUCGCCGCCAUCUUCUCCAGCUUCAGCGGCGAGCACUACGUCCUGCUCAACACCACCUACGUCAACAUCGACAAGAUGAGCCCCUACCCGUCCCUGCUCGCCACCACCGACCCGGCGUCCCCGUCCUCCUCGUCCUCGUCCUCGUCUGAAGCGUUCACCUCCACCUCCCUGACGCCCCACCCGCUCUUGUUUUGCAACCCCGAGCGGGACUGUUGCACCUAAGGAUUACGAGGGAAGAACUACUGUGUGUCCCAACACUGGACAAAGGACAAGCUCUUAAUGUACAUAGAUUGUCGACGGUCUCGAGUUACUGAUUUCCUGGACGUUUUUUGGGAGGAAGUCGGGAACCUUUAAGGCGGAGCUUUGCUCGCUUCUUGUUAAUGUGAAUUAUGAUCUAUAGGGAGAAAAACUUGGCAGUCCUGCGGAAAAAAAGUGAGACAAACAUCACCGGUUCUUCUCACGGUGACUUUUUGGACAGUUGUGGCUUCUUCACAAGUGCAACACUUGGGGCGAGUGUCACUUAGCAACAUGGAAUUUGGGAAUUUUUCGAUCACAAGUAGACCCACAAAAAGGUUUCGAGAGGUUAUGCCUGGAAAUGUUACGGGUAGUCUCCCGAUUUGCUUUGGUUAGACCACCUGGAGGAACCUUUAGAAAAUUCUGACCCGAAAGCCAGGUUCACGCAUCAAAUUAUGGUCGGCAUAUCGAAUGAGUAAAAACGAAAAGACUGAAGAGGCCAGACACAGGAAGUCAGCCAUUUUGUUUUAAAGCUGCCAUUUGACGCUCAUUUUAGCCAUUUCAGAGGGUCCUAAAAAACUCCUUCUCAAGACUUUGUCUCAUUGCUACUAAAUUUGAAGCACACAAGACGGGUGGGCAAUGCAUAAUUUCAAAACAUUUUGAUAUUUCAUCAUAGCAUCACUCAUGGUGUAGUGGUACACACGCCUGCCUUUGGUGCACGAAACGUGGGAUCGAUUCCUGCUCAGCGAUGGUGUCAAUAUCUGCCCUGGCGACCAGUUCAGAGUGUAUUCCGCCCAAAGAUAGCUGGGAUAGGCUCCAGCUUUCCCGCAACCCUUGUGAGGAUAAGCGGAGUCCAGGCCAUACAUGUCAUUGGUCCUCAUCAAAAUUUCCAUCGAUCCUGCCGAGUCACACGACGCCCUCCACAAUAUCGCCCGUCGGCCCAAAAAUGACAACUACACAAAGAAUUUCCACCAUAAUAUUAAAUUGUUUAAAAAAAAUGUUGUUGUUGUUGUCAUCGACAGACUGAAUGUUUGCCCCGAGAGGAAAAAUGUCUGUAUUAUAUUUGCGGCGGGGCGACACAAUGACGACGAACUCACUGCCAUGUUGUAAAUAAAAACACGUCGAGUCACGUUUAGGCUGAGGCCAGCCGCUUUCGUUGUGGAAAAAAAAAAAAAUGCAGACGGUUUUGUGUGUGUGAGAGAGAGAGAGAGACAAAACAAGCCUGGAGGUACAUGUUCAUUUUCUUGCGUGAUGUUAAAAAAAAAAAAAUAAAUCCACACCAGUUUCCUAUGUGCAUGCUUUGCUCGCUCUAAUUGAAGAUCUUGCAUGAACACACCUGUCCUCCAGGUGAACGUGCCGCACUCUUGCGUAAUUACACGUGUGUGAAUUAUGGCUGCUGU
Messenger RNA from Syngnathoides biaculeatus (alligator pipefish), 6134 nucleotides. RefSeq names its product MET proto-oncogene, receptor tyrosine kinase (gene met). Gene Ontology annotation, biological process: cell surface receptor protein tyrosine kinase signaling pathway; protein phosphorylation; cell migration. The record is from RefSeq and is a predicted model, not a curated record. Gene Ontology annotation, cellular component: membrane; signaling receptor complex. Gene Ontology annotation, molecular function: transmembrane receptor protein tyrosine kinase activity; ATP binding; protein binding. Bases 436 to 4722 code for a protein of 1428 amino acids. The transcript has 22 exons. NCBI's taxonomy places the organism in Eukaryota, Metazoa, Chordata, Actinopteri, Syngnathiformes, Syngnathidae.